Propithecus coquereli (Coquerel's sifaka) is the source of this 422-nucleotide messenger RNA. Its product is annotated as partitioning defective 3 homolog B-like. The transcript is spliced from 4 exons. The annotation marks the transcript as partial. Gene Ontology annotation, cellular component: cell cortex; apical junction complex; apical plasma membrane. NCBI's taxonomy places the organism in Eukaryota, Metazoa, Chordata, Mammalia, Primates, Indriidae. The record is from RefSeq and is a predicted model, not a curated record. Gene Ontology annotation, molecular function: phosphatidylinositol binding. Gene Ontology annotation, biological process: intracellular protein localization; cell adhesion; establishment or maintenance of epithelial cell apical/basal polarity.
AUGGGUCUUUUGGAAAAUGCCAGUGCUGCACUGAGCAUCUCGAGAGCACCGCUGAUUGCUGUGUUUGAAGAACAAGAACCACUCCACAAGAUUGAGAGCCCCAGUGGAAACCCUACAGAUCGGCAAAGCCCAGAUGCUUUUGAAACAGAAGUGGCUGCCCAACUGGCUGCGUUUAAACCAAUUGGUGGGGAAAUUGAAGUGACCCCUUCUGCUCUGAAACUAGGUACUCCACUGCUGGUGAGGAGAAGCAGUGACCCAGCGCCAGGCCCACCUGCUGAUUCCCAGCCAAGCACUUCACACCCUGGUGGCCAGAGUCUGAAACCUGUUGUUCCAGAUUCCAUGCAGAACUUGGAAGACAGCGAAGUUAUGAAUGGUGUACAGACAGAACUACAAACAUCGCCCAAAAUUAAGGAUGCAUUGAG